UGUCAUGAAAAGAAAAAAAGAACAAAGAAACAAAAAAAAAUCUUUUUUGAAUUCAAAAGAAUUUUAUAGAAUUUUGUUUAUAUGGAAGAUUAUAACAAAAGAAUAAUUAUCCCGCAUUCCUUUUGGAUCUACAUUGCGAAAUUAAUUGAUACAAGAUCAUCCGCAGCAGAUUUUAAGAUUUUAUUUGUUUAAAUUAUGUCGAGGAUUGAAAAACGAAAGCAGCCGCAAUAAUGGUUAGGCCAUAAUUCCCAAAAGCUAAAAAAAAGUUCUACAAGUGAUAAUUUGUAUGGGCCGGAAUAGAGCUGGAAACUGGAUGACUAACGAAUGCGCCGAAAAGAAACAAAUAGAAUAAGCGAGGGAAUACAAUUCUACAAAAAAAAAAAACGAAGAAACGAAAAACAGAAAAUGCCAACAUAAAUAAUGAAGCAGCGACAGCAAAAAACUUUACAAAAAUGUUGUUACUUUUACGGACAAAAAUUAAAAUGAAACUAAUUUGCAAAAAAUCCCAGGCAGUUUAAGCAAAAUUUUUGCUUGUUGUUUGAAAAAAGGAGAACAACGACCACAACACUAAUGGCUUUAACAAAAGAGUCGGCCAUCCACAAGAUAUCUGCUAAGAAGGCCCUAAAAAUAUAAAUCUACAAGGCAGUAACAAAAAAAAAAACGGAAAAUUACUUAAAAAAUUAAAAAGAGGCAAAACGACAAACGUAUAUUUCAGUUCAAGAGCAAAAAAGAAACCACCAAUUGAAUUAGAGUUAAGGACGGAGAGAAAGAGUUAAAAAAGGAUUUUAAAAGGCGUUACCUUGCCAUUUGGUUUUUUUUCGUUUUGUUCAUCUGCUUGCCCUGCCAUUAGACAAGUUGAACUUGGUCUAUCAUUUUUUUUGUGGUUUACUGGUGUCGUAUGAAGGUUAAGGCGACAACAACAGCAUUAACUUGGCUGUUGCCGCCGAAAACCAGGAUGACCAGGAUGAUGAGAAUGUCGACAUCAAUGUGCCGUGGACAAGUGAAAAAUUUGCCUGCAGAUGACCAAAGACAGACGUCAGAAGUUCUUCAUCCAAGACGGCUGCUGCCGCAGCAGCUUCGUGGGCAAGGUGAAAAAGCCACAUCAACCAGAUGCAACAUGGCAACAACAGCGGUGCAAACGUUAUCAUUUACAGGUCUAGCUUCAUCAACAUCGCCAUCACCACCACCAUCUGAGCAGCCAGAAGCCACUGAUGUCUGGGCCAUGGCAAAAAGUGUUGAUGAUUCUGGGGAAAAACUCGGGAACAGCAUGACAAAUCAAGCGGCAGAUUUUCACGAUACAACAACGCAAUUUUACAACAACAAUGAUAAUGAUGAUGUUUUUACAAUGCGAAGAGCGGCAACAACAACAACGCAUUGUCAAACAUUUUCGCCCAGAGAUCUUAGCCAUGAUGACGUUGCUGUGGCUGCCACCACUAAUGAUGAUCAUAGCCAAGAAGUUCAUAUGCCAUUAUUUGUAAAUAGUUUAUCAUCAUUACAAAAAGCUCCGGCUUCACGACCAAGAGGGCGGAGGUCCACACCAUUGGCCAUGGAGAACAAAGAGGAACUUUCAAAAGACUGUAUUACCAACAAGGAGGGCCAUCAACGCCAUAGCCAUCAUCGAAAUCAUCAGCGACAAAAAGAAGAGGAACACCACCGCCACCACCAGCCUUGCAAUCACCACCAGCCACAAACAAGGCCACAAAGACAACCUCUUUCCAUGUUAACACCAUUACCACCAAGCAGCUAUAUCUUGGCCAUAUUGUUGUGGCUAACAGCCUCAGCUAUCGCCUCCUCCGCCUCCACAGCCAGCAACACAUUAACAAAUCAUCACCUCAACCAACAGCCAUCACAAAGUAUUAGUUUUGUCCAGCCCCCACAAACGAUGCUACCUCCAAAGGACCUCUACACAUUUCUGGCUACGAAUCCUGGCCGCCAUGCCUAUACCUCAGCAUUUCCACGGCGUCGGACAGCAGAUGGCGGCGGCGCAACCAUGGGACAAAUGCAAUCGCGAGCAGUGGAUACCCGGGUCCAGUUUGAGGUGUUGGAGGGCCAGCCCAAGGGCACAGUGGUGGGUUUUAUCCCUACCCGGCCGGAUUUCACUUAUCGCUUCAAUGAGCCACCCCGAGAAUUUACCCUGGACCAGGUGACAGGAGAAAUUAAAACCAACAUGGUUCUGGAUCGUGAAGGCAUGCGGGAACGUUACGAUUUGGUGGUACUCUCCUCUCAGCCCACCUAUCCCAUAGAGGUACGCAUCACGGUCUUGGAUAUCAACGAUAAUGCUCCCGAAUUCCCCGAGCCCAGUAUAGCUGUAUCCUUUUCCGAAAGUGCAGCCAAGGGUACCAGUUGCCUGCUGGAUGCAGCCACCGAUUUGGAUCUGGGCAUAAACAGUGUUAGCAAAAAUUAUUCCAUUGUUGAUGGCAACAUAGAUAAUAAAUUUAGCCUGGCCGUAACCUCAAAUCCUGGGGGUGAUGUUAUGUAUCUGCAUUUGGAAACGACGGGAGAUUUGGAUCGCGAAACCCGUUCCAUGUAUCGUCUGAAUAUCUCGGCCGUGGAUGGUGGAAAUCCUCCAAAAUAUGGUUUCCUGCAGGUUAAUGUGACCAUUAUUGAUGUCAAUGAUAAUCCGCCGGUUUUUGAUCACAGUGACUACAUUGUGUCGCUAAAUGAGUCGGUGACUCCAGGCAGCACGGUGUUACAGGUCAUGGCAACGGACAAGGAUUUGGGAGAUAACAGCAAAAUCACCUACUAUUUGGCGGAAACGGAGACCCAGUUUACAGUGGAUCCAGAGACGGGAGUGAUUUCCACAACGGAACAUUUGAAUUGUCCCCAGCAGACCUGUCCCACAUUUUCCAAGCCUGGAGGUAGCUGUCCCAAGAGCUGUGUUUUCACCGUUUUUGCUAGAGAUCAUGGAUCCCCACGCCAAGAUGGCCGGGCUUAUGUCACGGUAAAUUUGUUGGACACCAAUGAUCAUGAUCCCGUGAUACGUUUCCAAUAUUUCCCCGCCACUGGAUCCUUUGCCACGGUCGAUGAAAAUGCCCUUAAUGGCAGUGUUGUGGCUGCCGUCUCCGUGGUGGACAUGGAUGAGGGUUUAAAUGGAGAAACAUCGAUUAUGAUCACGGCGGGUAAUGAAUUGGGUCACUUUCGUUUGGAAAAGACCCCCUCAUUUGAUAUUGUCAGGGUCAAUGGGGUAUUGGAUCGGGAGGAGAUUGGAAAAUAUAAUCUCACAGUGGUGGCCACAGAUAAGGGGACACCAUCGCGCACCGCCACAGCCUAUUUGAUAAUCCAUGUGAAUGAUGUCAAUGACCAUGAACCGGUGUUUGAGAAAUCGGAAUACACGGCCAUAUUGAGUGAAUUGGCCCCUCCCGGCUCCUUUGUGGCCUCCAUUGCGGCCACGGAUGAGGACACCGGGGUGAAUGCCUUGAUUUUUUAUGAUUUCGUUUCGGGCAACAAUAAUCAAUGGUUUGCCAUUGAUUCGGCCACAGGGCUGAUAACCACCCAAUCGGCAUUGGAUCGUGAGGUAGAAGGUUCGGUGGAAUUGAGUAUUUCGGCCCGUGACGGUGGCCCCAAUCCCAAAUGGGCCUAUACCCAACUCAAGGUCACCAUACUUGAUGAGAACGAUGAGGCACCUCAGUUCACCCAACCCCACAUCAAUGUCAGCUUGAGCGAAGCAACCCCCGUACAUAGCUUAAUUGCCAUGUUAACCGCCAAUGAUCACGAUCAGGGCACCAAUGGUUCAGUGACUUAUACGCUGGCCAGCGUAAGCGAACGACGCUAUCCCGAACAAUUCCAGCUAGACACACUCACAGGCCAAUUAACAACGAAAAAAGCACUAGAUCGUGAAUUACAGGCGAAUUAUGAAAUUUUAGUAAUCGCACGUGAUCAGGGUACACCGCCGAAAUCAUCGACGGCCACGGUGUAUCUGCACAUAGAAGAUGUCAACGAUAAUGCACCAGAAUUUUAUCCGAAAAUGUAUUUUCAUGCGUUGGCGUUGCCAAGUCGGCAAGACAAUGCGGCAGGAACAACAACAACAGCUACUGGUAGCAGUGGUGGUGGUGGUGGCGGUGCUACUGCUGUCUCCUCGCCAGAUCUUGACAUUGUAAACAUGCUGCAGAGGCCAUUAUUAAAAGUUUCUGCUACCGAUCGUGAUGAGGGUGAUAAUGCCUUAAUUACUUAUACCUUAAAUACAGGUGGUGAUGGUUUAUUUGUUGUCGAUGCCUGGUCAGGUUCGAUCAUGUUCAGCUCUAAGGUUAUAAAAGCAGCCACGACAUCCACAGCCGCCACCUCCACCUCCACCUCCAACCGAGAUGAUAUUUUACAUCAUUUUACAAAGCCCUUGUACAAGCUGCACAUAACAGCCAAAGAUCGUGGUGAAAGGCAAAGCGAACAAGAUGCUGUGGUGGAGAUAAUAAUGCAGGAAAAAUUGCAAACUUUGGAAUUUGAUUCGUAUUCACAGACCUAUGAAUUCCAGCUAAGCGAAGACAAUGGAAACGAUGCCAACAAUAAUGGUGCUAAUGGUGGUGGUGGCGCCCAAUUGUUUCGAGAAGUGGGCCAGGUACAAGUCAAGCCACAACAGCAAUCAGCCUCUCCGGAAAAUUUGGAAUACUCGAUUGUCUUUGGGGAUCCGGAGGAGAAUUUUGCGAUCAAUAAAAAGACGGGCAUGAUCACCACCAACAAGGCCAUAGAUCGGGAGCAAAGGAAUCAAUAUCAAUUGGAAGUGGUGGCCCGAAGAGGCUUGGCCUAUGGCAAAUGUUUGGUACAUAUUGGUAUAUUGGAUGUGAAUGAUAAUCGCCCCAUCUUCGCCCUGGACAGAGACGAUGAAAUAACUUUGAGGGAAAAUGCCGCUGUGGGCCAGGAGGUGUAUAUAGCCCGGGCCAGGGAUCGUGAUUCGGGAAACAAUAGUCGAAUAACCUAUACUCUCACUUUCAAUCCGGAUAUGUUAUUUCGCAUUGGACCCUCGACGGGGGUAAUAUAUUUACAAAAACCCUUGAAAGCGGAACCAGGAACCUCGCUGCAAUUGGAGCUGACGGCCACGGAUCAUGGCAGACCCCCUUUGGCGAAUAAGCACACCAUAACCAUAAUUAUUACGGAUGUCAAUGAUCACACGCCUGUGUUCGAUAGCACGUCCUAUGAAACAUCUCUGCUAGAAUCCACUCGAGUCAAUGAGCGAUUCUUCUCGGUCAAGGCCCAUGACCGGGAUUUGGAAUUGAAUAGCCGCCUGUCCUACGAAAUCAUUGAGGGAAACUUGGCUCAAAAAUUUGGCAUAUUCCCGGAUGGUUACCUCUUUGUACGCUCACCCCUGGAUCGCGAGGAAAAAGACUACUAUGCCCUGACCGUGAAAUGCCAUGAUGCCGGAGAGCCGCAAAGAACAGCCGAAGUGCCCGUCAUCAUACAUGUCAUCGAUGAAAAUGAUAAUGCCCCGCAGUUUAGCAAUAGCUCAUUUACUUUUAGCCUACCGGAAAAUGAACCAGCCGAUGCCUUUGUGGGUAAACUGACGGCCACCGACAAGGAUAUUGGACGUAAUGCUGAGUUGAUUUUUACCCUCGCCUCUCCCAUCAAGGAAUUUACCAUAGAUUCGCGUAACGGGUUCAUUAAGGCGCUACAGCCCUUUGAUCGUGAGGAGCUGAUACAGAGAAUGCCCUCAAGUGCCAUUGGUGGCCAGUUAGCGGGUUAUCAAAAUUUCAUACUCCUCGAGGCCAUUGUGGCCGACAAUGGCACACCACGUCUCAAGGAUAAGGUGAAAAUCAAGAUCAUUAUAACCGAUGUCAAUGAUAAUGCCCCGGAAUUCGUGAGGGCUCCCUAUAGGGUGCAGAUUUCUGAAGGUUCCCUGGUGGGGACACAGAUAAUGAGGGUAUACACAAACGAUCUUGAUGAGGGCCUCAAUGGCGAUGUUUACUACUCCAUUGUGAAGGGUAAUCAGGAAGGUCGAUUUACCAUCGAUGAUGCCACGGGCCAGCUGUCCUUGGCUCGAAAACUGGAUCGGGAAUAUCAAGAUGAAUACCAGCUAUUGGUUAUGGCCAAAGAUGCUGCCAUUGAGGGCCAACAGCUGAACUCCACCACCACUGUGACCAUUGAAGUGCUCGAUGAAAAUGAUGAGGCGCCGAAAUUUGUCGACACCCUGAAGGAAAUAAUCGUACUGGAAACAUCUCUGGUGGGUACGGAGCUAAUGCGUUUCAAGGCCCUGGACUCCGAUUUGGGUAUUAACUCUCAAAUAUCCUUCUCUUUGACGGCGGGGAAUCGCAAGGAUACCUUUCACAUUGAUUCCUACAGUGGUAUACUCUAUCUACACAAACCCCUGGAUUAUGAGGAGACCACGGUAUAUCAUUUGAAUAUCACAGCCUCAGAUGGUGGUUCGCCAAGGCUUUCGAGUACCAUUAUUUUUACCGUUAAUGUUCAGGAUGAAAAUGACAAUCCGCCAAGCUUUCCCAACACCGCCAUUGUCAGGCAAAUUAAAGAGGGCAUAGAUUUGAGAACACCUAUUGUCACGGUGACCGCGGAGGAUCCCGAUUCAGAUCUCAAUGGAAAUGUGACGUAUAGCAUUGCAAAACAAGACCCAGAGCUACCGGGAGGACGUCAUUUUGGCAUUAACACACAAACCGGCGUGAUACAUACCCUACGGGAAAUUGAUCGCGAAACCAUUGACACAUUUCGCCUCACCGUUGUGGCCACCGAUCAGGCCCAGCCACCGGAAAUGCAAUUGUCGGCCGAGAAACUUGUUACCGUUAUCGUGGAGGACAUCAACGAUAAUGCCCCCGUGUUUGUUUCAAUGAAUGCUGCCAUUUUGCCCUCGAAAAAUCAGCAAAUGUAUGCCCAAAAUCGUGAUGGAGCUCUUGUCAUGCAGGUUCAUGCCACCGAUGCGGAUUCAUCGAGCAAUGGCAUUGUGACCUAUGAACAUGUUUUCGGUCACAUGGAUCUAUUUAAACUGCAUCGCAAUACGGGAGCCAUUACCCUCCGUAAACCUAUUGCCAAACCGGAGGUACGUUACAAACUCUCGCUAAAGGCCACCGAUGAAGCGGUGCAAAGUGAACGCAAAAGUUCCGAUGCCUAUAUCACAAUUAUCGCCACAAGUUCCUCGGGCGUUAUGGGACCGGUAUUCGAUCAGUUGGAACAAAGUGGUUCGGUUUAUGAAAAUGAACCGAUCGGAACAAGUAUUUUAACGGUUAGUGCUCGUCUAAAUUCGGCGGAAAUUGAAUAUUAUGUUACGAACAUAACGGCGGUGAAUACGGGCGCGUCAUCGGUGUCUGGUGAUUUUUCGGAUACGAAAAUGUUGGUAAAUGAACGUCUCUUCGAUAUUGACACAAGAUUGGGAAUACUAUCAACGGCCAAGGAAUUGGAUCGUGAAGCAGGCGCUGAUACCUAUGAAGUGGAGGUGUAUGCCAUAGCAUUGGGCGGUAGUCCCAGGACCACAAGUACUAAGCUCAAAGUUAUGAUUUUGGAUAAGAACGACAGUCCUCCCGUAUUUCGUGAUCUACCAUUGUCAUUUAAUGUAAGCGAAGAUUUGACAGCUGGCCACUUAAUUGCCACCAUACGUGCCAGCGAUCCCGACACAUUGGGCACUUUGACAUUUUCUCUAAUGGGCGGCGAUAAUGGCAAGUUUUUGCUUGAACCCGAAACGGGAAAACUGCGCCUAAAGGAUGCCUUAGAUCGUGAACUGAAGGACAAUUAUAAGUUGCGUGUACGUGUCAGCGAUGGGGUACAGCACACGGAGACGGUGGUGGAAAUUGAGGUGACCGACACAAAUGACAAUCCACCGGCAUUUGAUGUGCCCGUUUAUUCAUUUGAUAUACCCGAGAACGCCCCACGUGGUUAUCAGGUUGGCAUCAUAACUGCCACAGAUCCAGAUUUGGGCAAUAAUGCUGUGGUCACGUACACUGUCAUAUCGGAGUGGGCCAACGAUGUGUUCAGCUUGAAUCCACAAACGGGCGUUCUGACGUUAACAGCCCGUUUGGAUUAUGAAGAGAUACAACAUUACAUUCUGCUCGUGCAAGCCCAGGACAAUGGCCAGCCAAGUUUAUCCAAUGCCAUAACGGUGUACUGUAAUGUUAUGGACCUGAACGAUAAUCCGCCAGUGUUUGAUCCCAUGAGCUAUUCAAUGGAGAUUUAUGAGAAUGUUUCAAUUGGAACACCUGUUGUGACGGUAAUGGCCACAGAUAUUGAUUCAGGUGAUAACGGUCGCAUCGAAUAUACGAUUACAUCGGGCGAUGAUAAUAAUGAUUUUGAAAUAUUUUCAAACGGUACCAUACGUACCAAACGCAUGUUGGAUCGCGAAACAAAAAGUUCGUACAAUUUAAUUGUAACCGCAAGAGAUUGUGCCAAAGAAUUUCCUAUGAUGUACGACGACUACCACGAUGAUGAUGAUGAUGGCUACGAUGGUGAUCACUACCAGGAUGAUGACUAUGAUGGAGCACCAGCAUCUCAUCAGUACCGGCUGAGAAGUCAGCAACAACAACAACAGCAAAAACAACAACGGUAUCCAUCAAUGCCAUACAAUUUACCACGUCAGCGUCGCCAGUAUUUGCAAUACCAACAACAACAGCAGCAGUUGCUACAAAACCAGCAGCAAAUUGCCGGUCUAAGCCCAGAGCCUCAACAACGUUUAUCAUCGACUGUCCAGGUCACAAUUAUCCUAAAAGAUGUCAACGAUGAAGCCCCGAUCUUUGUUAGCUCCAAUUAUACAGAAAUCCUGGAAAACAUUCCCCUCAACACGGUAGUAAUGGUGGUGAAGGCUGUCGAUCGUGAUGAAGGCAAAAAUGGUUAUAUCGAAUAUUCACUGGACGGCAGUGGUAGUGGUGAGAGCCACGUGCCCUUUAGCCUGGGUCCCGUGGAUGGUCUACUACGAGUCUCUGGUAAAUUGGAUCGUGAAACCCAAACCUCCUACCUACUAAAUAUUACAGCACGUGAUCGUGGAGAACCGCCGAAAAUGACUCAAAGUCAGCUGUAUGUGCGAGUACUGGACGAGAAUGAUAAUGCUCCGAUAUUCGAUCCGAAACAAUAUACAGCCUCAGUGGCGGAGAAUGCCAGCAUUGGUGCCAUGGUCCUACAGGUAUCUGCCACAGAUAUUGAUGAUGGAGCCAAUGGCCGUGUGCGUUAUUCCAUUGUGGCUGGUGAUGAGAAUCGUGAUUUUAUGAUUAGCGAAGAUUCGGGAAUAGUGAGAGUAUCGAAAAAUCUCAACUAUGAAAGGAAGUCACGCUAUGUCCUUUCCGUUAAGGCUGAAGAUUCCGCCGCGGAUUUAGGUUUGGCCUAUGAAAAUGAAAAAGGUCGCCAAAAGCUGACACAUUUAUUUGAGAAUCGUUAUGAUUUGGCCGAAAUGGUCAUUGUGAUCACGGACAUCAAUGACAAUCCACCGACAUUUUUGGACUCACCCUAUGUGGCAUAUGUCAUGGAAAAUGUUGUGCCACCCAAUGGCGGCUAUGUCCUCAGUGUCCAGGCCUAUGAUGCGGAUACGCCACCGUUUAAUUCAUUGGUUCGCUAUUUUCUCAAAGAAGGUGAUACGGAUCUGUUUCGCAUAAAUGCUUCGACGGGUGAAAUAUCGCUGCUGCGUUCAUUGGAUCGUGAGGCCAAGGCGGAAUAUACCCUGACGCUGGUUGCCAUGGAUACUGGUUCUCCACCUCUCACGGGGACGGGUGUGGUACAAGUCAUCGUGCAAGAUGUCAACGAUCAUAGUCCGGAAUUUGAGCGGCAGUCAUAUUAUGCCACCAUACAAGAAAACUUAGCGAUAGGGACAAAAGUUCUACAGCCCCAUGCCUUCGACAAGGAUGCAGGACUCAAUGCGAAAAUACGUUUUACCCUCCUAGGAGAGAAAUUGGAAAGAUUCCAUUGCAAUUCCGAGACAGGAGAAAUAACCACGGCCAGUGUGUUAGAUCGCGAGGAGACAGCUGUGUAUUUCCUAACCCUCAUGGCCCAGGACAGUUCGGCCACAGAGCCAAGAGCCACCGCCGUCAAUUUGACCAUAACCGUCAGCGAUGUAAAUGAUAAUAUGCCACGAUUUGAGGCGAAUCAGUUUCAUGUGAAUAUUCCCGAUAAAACGGGACUCAAUGAGUUUGUUUUCGGGGCCUGGGCCAGGGAUGCUGAUGAGGGUUUGAAUUCCCUGGUCAUGUACAACAUCAGUGGCAAGGAUGUGCAGUAUUUCCAAAUCAAUGCCAAGACGGGAGUUAUAAAAAGCCAAAAGUCGUUGGGUUCAGAUUUAAAUCGCCAAUACUCUUUGACCAUUCAUGCCUAUGAUCAGGGUGUGCCAUCGAAAUCUUCACAGGCAGAGUUAAUGAUAUCACUGAAGCCGGCUGCAUCUUUUCCCACCUUUAAUUACAUGGCCAAUACCCAGUUUAUGUUGUCAGAAGACAUAGAGCCAGGCAAGAGGAUAACCACAAUAAUGGGAAGUUCCCCCAAAAAGGGAGCGGCGGGAAGUAUACGCUAUUCCAUUGCCGGGGGAAAUUUGGGGGAGGCGGUUCGCAUUGAUGCCUCGAGUGGUGUGGUAACCAUUGGCAAAGAUGGUUUGGAUUAUGAGCUGGCCUCGCAAUAUGAAAUUUGGCUGGAGGCCUUGGAUUCGGAUCGCAUACCCUUGAGGAGUGUAAUGCUGCUGACCAUCAAUGUCACCGAUGCCAAUGACAAUGCUCCCGUGAUGGAGAAGUUAAUAUACAACACGGAAAUUAUGGAAGAAGAAUCUCCGCCACAGACCAUUGUUAGAUUGAAGGCCCAUGAUCGGGAUUCGGGCGUUAAUGGUGAAGUGAGCUAUCGCCUGUUGGAUGACUUUGAGGGUACCUUUGAAAUUGAUGCAGACUCGGGAGAGAUUUACACAACCAUGCGUUUGGAUCGUGAGGAGAUUAGCCGUUAUGAACUCUCCGUGGUGGCGGUGGAUCAAGGCAUGCCCCAGUUGACGGGCUCCGCCACGGUGAUCAUAAAUCUUUUGGAUAAAAACGAUAAUCCUCCAAAAUUCACGCGGCUGUUUUCCGUAAAUGUCACCGAAAAUGCUGAGAUUGGUAGCUUUGUUAUACAAGUCACCUCCAUGGAUCUGGAUCAGGGCAUCAAUGCCAAUGCCUUGUAUACUUUGACCGAAAAUCCGGGAGAAAAAUUCCAUUUGGAUUCGUUGAGCGGCAAUAUCACAGUGGCAGGGCAUAUUGAUCGCGAGGAGCAGGAUGAAUAUAUUUUGAAAAUAACAGCCUCGGAUGGGGCCUGGCGUUCGGAUACUCCCAUAACCAUAACAAUACAGGAUCAAAAUGAUAAUGCCCCAGAAUUUGAUCACACAUUUUAUAGUUUCAAUUUCCCGGAGCUUCAGAGGUCUGUGGCCUUUGUGGGCCAGGUGGUGGCCAACGAUAGGGAUAAACAUGGUCCAAAUUCGGUGAUUUCCUAUUCGCUGCAACAACCCUCGGAUGUUUUUACCAUCGACCCGGCCACGGGAGAGAUAUUUAGCAAAAAGUCGAUAAAAUACAAACAUUCCCAAUAUGAGGCCUCACCGGAAAACACCUAUACCCUGACUGUAUUGGCCACUGAUAAUGGCAAACCACCUCUCUACUCGGAAUGCAUGGUCAACAUAAACAUCGUAGAUGCCAACAAUCAUCCACCGAAGUUUGAAAAGGAUCUUUAUCUCUCCCCGGUUCCCGAGCAUGCCCGGGUUGGACAACGAGUGGUAAGGGUUCAAGCUCAUGAUUCCCUGGAUACUGGAGUCAAUGCCGAGAUCCACUACUCAUUUACCUCGGGUAAUGGCACGGAGUACUUUAGCAUUGGACAACAUGAUGGUUGGAUUUCGCUGGCCAAGUCACUGGAAGUGGCGCCCAAUACACAUUUCUCGCUAACCAUAAAGGCAGCCGAUCAUGGGGUGCCCUCGAAAAGUGAUGAGGCUCAGGUACAGAUAAUUGUCACCGGCGAAAAUCAUUUUGCUCCGGAAUUCACCGCCCUUAGCUAUCAGGUUAUUGUGCCAGAAAAUGAACCAAUUGGUUCCACAAUCUUAACUGUCACUGCCUCCGAUCGAGAUGAGGGACCCAAUGGCAUGUUACGUUAUGCCAUUGCUGGAGGCAAUGAACGUUCCGAAUUCAAAGUAGAUCCUGAAAGUGGAGCUGUCAUUAUCCUGGAACCCUUGGACUAUGAUUCCAUCCAAGAAUAUCAUUUGAAUAUUUCAGUGCAGGACUUGGGUUUCAAACCCAAGACAGCCAUUGCCCAGCUGACGGUCAUACUAACGGAUAUCAAUGACAACCCACCGUUGUUCAAUCAAAGAGAAUACCAUGCUUUUAUAUCGGAAAACCGACCACCCCAGUCGUUUGUCUUCAAGGCCCAGGCCAAGGAUAGAGAUUCUCCCAAGAAUGCCAUUAUUCGUUAUUCCAUCAAUGGAGGUUCGGGAAAAAACUACUUUGCCAUCAACCCUUCAACGGGUGUCAUAACCUCCUCGGUGAGUUUUGACUAUGAGGAAAGGCGGGAAUACACCCUCGAAAUUAUGGCCGCCAAUCCGGACUCUCCAAUGCACAGCAUGUGUCGUAUCCUGGUGCAUAUACGUGGUGUGAAUGAGUUCUAUCCUCAAUUUAUACAGCCUGUAUUUCAUUUCGAUGUCUCCGAAUCGGCCGAGAUGGGCACAGCCGUGGGCUCCAUACAGGCCACCGAUAAAGAUGCCGGAGAAGAUGGAAAUGUCUAUUAUCUUCUGGUUGGUUCCAGCAACGAUAAGGGUUUUGCCAUCAAUCCCAACACUGGAUUCAUUUAUGUCUCACGUCACCUGGAUCGGGAGACCCAAAGUCGUGCGGUACUCACGGUAUUGGCCAAAAAUUAUGGCAGCAUACGGGGCAAUGAUACAGAUGAGGCCCAGGUUAUUAUCUCCAUUCAAGAUGGCAAUGAUCCACCGGAAUUCUUGAAAUCUCUCUACACCGCGAAGAUAUCAGAGGCUGUCAAUGUGGGCACCAAGGUGACCACCGUCAAGGCCGUGGACAAGGAUGUGCGACCGCAGAACAAUCAGUUUAGCUACUCCAUUAUUGGAGGAAAUAUAAAUCAGACCUUUAAAGUUGAUCCCCAGUCGGGUGAAAUUGAGACGGCCCGACAUUUGGAUCGUGAGCAGAUUCCGGAAUACAAUUUGGUGGUGGGAGCCAUUGAUACGGGACUGCCGGCUCAGACUGGAACCACAUUGGUGAGGGUUGAACUUCUCGAUGUUAAUGAUAAUGGUCCAACCUUCCCGCCAGAGGGUCUAGUUGGCUAUAUCCAAGAAAAUGAACCAGCUGGAAGUAGUAUUAUGACCCUCUCCGCCACUGAUCCCGAUCUGCCGCCCAAUGGUGGACCCUUCACCUAUCAAUUGAUUGGAGGCAAGCACAAAUCUUUCAUCACCGUCGACAAACAUUCGGGUCUGGUGAAAUCCACACGUAGUUUUGAUCGCGAACAAACCCCCGAACUUGAGGCCAUCAUUGAGGUAGAAGAUAAUGGCCAGCCUAAGCAAAAGGCCCAACAUAAGUUGCAGAUACGAGUGUUGGAUCAAAAUGACAGCCCCUCGUCAUCACGCACGGUGCAUGUCAUACUCAACGUUUUCAAUGACGAUAUGCCGGUGGGCAAGAUUGCCGAUGUCCAUCCCAAUGAUCCGGACAUUAGUGGCAAUUAUCGUUGCCGCAUCAUACCCAACAGCCAGUCAAGUCCAAUGGGUCUGCUGACCAUACCGCAAGCCUGCGAUUUGCACACAACUUAUCAGACCUCGGUUAAUAAUGGUUACUCCUAUUCCGUAUCCGGCAACGAUGGCAAACAUGGUGAUGUGGUGUCCACGGUCACGGUGGGUUUCCAAAGUUUCGACAACAGUACCAUUGCCAAUUCCAUAACCAUACUGGUACGCAACAUGACUGCAGAGAAUUUCCUGGCCACACACUAUCGGCAAUUUGUGGAGACUUUGAAGUCGGCUAUAGACUCCUCGGAUGAUUUGAUGGUCUACAGUGUCCACAACACCACCAGCAGCAUGAACUCCACAGAUCUGGAAGUUUUGGUGGCCCUGAAAAUGUCCAACCAAGGUUAUCGUCUGCCGCACUAUGUUGUCGAACGUUUGGCCAAGAAACGUGAAGUUCUGCAGAGGCUAAUGCAAACCACCUCCUCGUCGUCGGUGGUGAUUGGUUUCGAUCCCUGUUCCAUGGCCAAGGCCUGUGAUAAUGGUGGCCUAUGUACCUCAGAGAGGCGUCUGCAUGAUGUACACUCUUUGAACAUAGUGGACAGUGAGUCGUUGAUCUUCAGCGGUCCCUUGGUUACCCAUGAUUUUGUGUGCAAAUGUCCAGAUGGUUUUAUGGGUCAACAAUGUGACAAACGUCAGGAUCCUUGCUCACCCAAUCCCUGCCAUGGCAAUUCGCAAUGUCGACGUUUGGGAUUUGAUUUCCAAUGUGUGUGUCCAGUGAAUCGUGAGGGUCGCUAUUGCCAACAGGAGCGGGGAGAUGUCUGCUCCGGCAAUCCAUGUGGCAAUGGUGGCUCAUGUCGUUCCAGUCCUGAUGGCUCGUCCUUCUUUUGCCUCUGCCGCCCUGGAUAUCGUGGUAAUCAAUGUGAACAUGCCACCGAUUCCUGUCGUCCCAACCCCUGCCAUUAUGGAGGCGUGUGUGUGGCCCUUAAGCCGGGCUACAAAUGCAACUGUCCUGAGGGACGUUAUGGCAGGCAUUGUGAACGUACUACCUAUGGUUUUGGUGAUCUCUCCUACAUGACAUUCCCCUCGCUGGAUGCGGCCACCAAUGACAUCUCGAUUGUUUUUGCCACCACCAAACCGGAUGCUUUGCUGAUGUAUAACUAUGGCAUACAGUCGGGUGGCAGAUCCGAUUUUGUGGCUAUUGAAGUGGUGCGUGGGAAGGCCUUCUUUUCGUUUGGAGGUGUAAGGACAGCCAUCACAACGGUGGUGGUGGGUGGCAAUACCCAUUUGAAUUUGGCGGAUGGCAAUUGGCAUAAGGUAACGGCCACGCGAAAUGGUCGAGUCAUGUCGCUGAGUGUGGCCAAGUGCACGGAGAACGGAGACAGCUGUGAUGAGUGUCGGCUCGGAGAUUCCACAUGCUAUGCCGAUGAUGUGGGACCAAUUGGGACCCUAAACUUCAACAAACAACCUUUGCUGCUGGGAGGCUUGAUAUCUGCCGACCCAGUGCUAGAACGUCCCGGUCAGAUACACAGCGAUGACUUGGUGGGAUGUGUCCAUAGCGUCUCCAUUAAUGGUCGGGCUCUCAACCUCAGUCAACCCCUAAAGCAGCGAGGUAUUUCCUCCAGCUGUAAACACAAUUUACAGGGUGGCCUAUGUUCCGUCGGGCCUUACAGUGAUCCGGCAACCUCCAUGUGUGGUUUCCUUGGUACUUGUGUGGAUAGAUGGGAUGCGGCGAUGUGUGAAUGUGGUGCAGAGCUAAUGGCGCCCAAUUGUCAAAACGCCCUGGAACCCAUCAGUUUGGCAGAUGGUGGCUUUGUGGAGUUUCAAAUUUCCGAAAAACAUCGACGCAUGCAAUUACUGGAUAAUCUCUAUGCUGGCAAUAGCAUAUGGUCGUAUGACGUCACUAGGCAACGGAGAUUCACCAUUGAACGCAACAAUUUUACAGCCUUGGCCCAAGUCAGUGAGACGCCCAAGAGUCUCAGUCUUAUGUUCCGUACCUUUAAGGAGAAUGGCCUCAUUCUUUUCGCUGCCACUAAUAAUCAGUAUACCUCCUUGGAAUUGCUGAAUGGAAAAAUAUCAUACUACUCCAAUCAAGAUUCCGUGGUCAAUAUAACCAUUAACAAUAGCAACAAACUCAACGAUGGCAAAUGGCAUAACCUCACUUUGCAUACGAGUAAUAGGAUUCUACGUUUCAUAAUUGAUGGCUCGCGGGCCGGAGAGGAAUUGGACUACGCUGGCGUCCAUGAUUAUUUGGAUCCCUAUCUGACGGUUCUCUCUGUGGGUGGUGCAAGGAAAGAAUAUCUCCAGGCGGAUCACAUGGCCACCAGCUAUGAGGGAUGUUUGGCCAAUUUCACCAUCAACAAUGAAAUUCAACCCUUCAAUGGCACUGGCAGUGUCUUCGGUGAUGUCCAUGUUCAUGGCAAGGUGUCCCAUGGCUGUGUGGGUGUUAUGGGCAUUGGUGCGGCCCAGGUGGCCGAUCCCAUUAGCAUUGGUGUAACCUUGGUCAUUGUGUUCUUUGUCAUCUUGGUUGUGGCCAUUUUGGGUUCAUACAUCAUUUACAGGUUCCGUGGAAAGCAGGAGAAAAUCGGCAGUCUCAGUUGCGGAGUGCCGGGUUUCAAAAUAAAACACAACUCCCCGGCCACCAUGCUGGGUGGUUCAGGUGGCUCACAAAAUCAAGCCGACCAUGUCCUAUCGCGUGGCAUGCAUUCCGAAGCCCAGGUGGGUUAUCACAAUGAUGGCGGCGAUCUAAUACGUGGCGUUCCCGGUCACCACAUGGUGGGUCCGGAGUUGAUUUCCAAAAAAUUCAAAGAACGUGAAAUCAAUCCCGGAGAUCAUCAGCAGCAACGACCUCAGCGCCCCGACAUCAUUGAAAGAGAGGUGGUGAGUAAAAGUCCCAUGCGCGAUGAACAUCAUCCUCCCAUACCGCCACCUAGUCAAACCCAUCAUCCCCAUGAUCAUGUCGGGUCCGUGGACAUGAAUUCGGAAUAUUUGGAACAUUACGAUUUGGAAAAUGCCAGUUCCAUAGCUCCCUCGGACAUUGACAUUGUUUAUCACUAUAAAGGCUAUCGCGAGGCAGGUGGGGUGCGUAAAUACAAAGCCACUCCCGCCCCUGUGGCCAGUUAUACCCAUCACAAACAUCAAUCGGCGGCCCAGCAACAACAACAUCGCCACUCACCCAGACAUGGUGUGGGUGGUCCAUUUGCACCCAGAGGAGUUCCACCACAGGCUGCUCAGCCACCACCACCCUCAAGUACACCCAGGCAACAUCAAAGUACCCCCCUGGCAAGGCUGUCACCCAGCUCAGAGCUAAGCUCACAACAGCCAAGAAUUUUAACGCUCCACGAUAUAUCUGGGAAACCUCUGCAAAGUGCCCUUCUGGCCACCACCUCCAGUUCGGGAGGAGUGGGCAAAGAUGCCCUGCACAGCAAUAGUGAGAGGAGCCUCAACAGUCCUGUGAUGUCCCAGCUAUCGGGACAAAGUUCAAGUGCCAGUCGCCAAAAGCCUGUGGUAUCAGCACAAACCACAGCCCAAACCUCUAUGGGCCUCACAGCCGAGGAAAUUGAACGCCUCAAUGGAAGGCCUAGGACCUCCAGUCUAGUUUCCACCCUUGAUGCUGUCUCCUCGAGCAGUGAAGCUCCCCGUGGUACUGUGGGUGCCCAUCACCUAUCGCUGGGCGGUGGCCUACACAGUACCGAUGUGGAUGCCCACAGCUCAACGUCCACCGAUGAGAGUGGCAAUGACAGCUUUACCUGCUCCGAAAUAGAGUAUGACAACAAUAGCAUCAAUGGCGAUGCCAAAUAUUCGACCAGUAAAAGCAUAUCCGAUGAAAGGAAUCCUGUCAGUCGCGCCAUGAGUGGAGAUGGCAGCCGUGGUCCCAGCGUGGCCAAACCGCCUCCUAUGCCACCACAUUCAUUCGAUGGCUUCGAUUCUUCCUUUCGUGGUUCACUCAGUACUCUAGUUGCCAGCGAUGAUGAUAUGUCAACGCAUAUGGGAGCCCUUUACCGUCAGGCGAACAGUGCCGCUUCACCAUCAGCACCACCACCCAUUGGUUGGGAAUAUCUGGUGAAUUGGGGACCAAAUAUCCAAAGCAUUGUGGGAGUAUUCAAGGACAUAGCCGAAAUGCCAGACUCGGUGAGGGGAGACCAGAGGCCAACGGGAUCGUUGAGAAUGCAACAGCAACAACAGCAGAAACAGUCGGAGGAAUAUGUAUGAUGGAGAUAGAGACAUUUGUGAGAGAGCGAGAGGGAGAGAGAGAACGAAAGAGAGAUUGAUUGUGUAUGAUUUGAGGUAUUUUAAGUUAAAGGGAGCAAAAGAGAGAGAGAGAGAGAGAGAGAGAGAACUAAAGAUUGAUUUGAGUGAUUUAAAGAGUCAUAAAGUAAUUGCUGUAAAAAUUAAUGAGAUAAGUCAUAAGAGAGUUUGUUGGAACAUAGAAGAGGGCGUGAGAGCCAAAGUGGGUAAUGCAAUAAAGGAAUUAACUUUAGCCACAUUUUCCAAAUAAUACAGCUACAGUAUCUACGUUAUCCAAUAUAUCUAGACAAUUAACAGUGAUUUUAUAAAUUUGUUCCAGCUAU
Messenger RNA from Musca domestica (house fly), 18117 nucleotides. It is a transcript of the gene ft, whose product is annotated as cadherin-related tumor suppressor. Lineage: Eukaryota; Metazoa; Arthropoda; Insecta; Diptera; Muscidae. Gene Ontology annotation, biological process: homophilic cell-cell adhesion; calcium-dependent cell-cell adhesion; adherens junction organization. Bases 899 to 17758 code for a protein of 5619 amino acids. Gene Ontology annotation, cellular component: adherens junction; catenin complex; plasma membrane. Gene Ontology annotation, molecular function: cadherin binding; calcium ion binding. The transcript is spliced from 10 exons. The record is from RefSeq and is a predicted model, not a curated record.